Molecule: messenger RNA, 6352 nt
Organism: Passer montanus (Eurasian tree sparrow)
Lineage: Eukaryota; Metazoa; Chordata; Aves; Passeriformes; Passeridae
Product: hexokinase-2
Exons: 18
Coding region: 1-2754 (917 amino acids)
Biological process (GO): glycolytic process; intracellular glucose homeostasis; glucose 6-phosphate metabolic process
Cellular component (GO): mitochondrion; cytosol
Molecular function (GO): glucokinase activity; ATP binding; fructokinase activity
Source: RefSeq, a predicted model, not a curated record
AUGAUCGCGUCGCACCUCCUCGCUUACUUCUUCACCGAGCUCAGCCAUGACCAGGCGCAGAAGGUGGACAAGUACCUGUACCACAUGCGGCUCUCCGACGAGACGCUGCUGGAGGUGUCCCAGCGCUUCGAGAAGGAGAUGGAGAAGGGGCUGGGGGCAGACACCAACCCCACCGCCUCCGUGAAGAUGCUGCCCACCUUCGUCAGGUCCACCCCGGAUGGCACAGAGGACGGGGAUUUCCUGGCCCUGGACCUGGGUGGCACCAACUUCCGAGUGCUGCGGGUGAAGGUGUCGGACAACGGGCUGCGCAAGGUGGAGAUGGAGAACCAGAUCUACGCCAUCCCCGAGGAGCUCAUGAGGGGCAGCGGGGUGCAGCUUUUCGACCACAUUGCCGAGUGUUUGGCCAAUUUCCUGGACAAACUGCAAAUCAAGGACAAGAAGCUCCCCCUUGGCUUCACCUUCUCCUUCCCGUGCCACCAGACCAAGCUGGAUGAGAGCAUCCUCGUGACGUGGACGAAGGGGUUCAAGUGCAGCAGCGUGGAGGGGAGGGACGUGGUGUCCCUGCUGCGCAAGUCCAUCAAGAAGAGAGGGGACUUCGACAUUGACAUCGUGGCCGUGGUGAACGACACCGUGGGCACCAUGAUGACCUGUGGCUACGAUGACCACAACUGUGAAGUUGGCCUCAUUGUUGGAACUGGCACCAACGCCUGCUACAUGGAGGAGAUGAGGCACAUCAGCCUGGUGGAAGGGGAUGAGGGCAGGAUGUGCAUCAACAUGGAGUGGGGAGCCUUUGGGGACGAUGGGGUGCUCAACGACAUCCGCACCGAGUUCGACCGCGAGAUCGACAUGGGCUCGCUCAACCCUGGCAAACAAUUGUUUGAGAAGAUGAUCAGCGGGAUGUACAUGGGGGAGCUGGUCAGGCUCAUCCUGGUGAAGAUGGCCAAGGACGGGCUGCUGUUUGGGGGAAGGCUCACGCCAGAUCUGCUCACCACGGGCCACUUUGAGACCAGAUUUGUCUCUGCCAUUGAGAAGGAGAAGGAGGGGCUGCAGAAAGCCCACGAGAUCCUGAGCAAGCUGGGGCUGGAGCCGUCGCACGAGGACUGCGUGGCCACGCUGCGCAUCUGCCAGAUCGUGUCGACGCGCUCGGCCGCGCUCUGCGGGGCCACGCUGGCCGCCGUGCUGCGCCGCAUCCGCGACAACAAGGGCGGCGACAGGCUGCGCUCCACCGUGGGCGUGGACGGCUCUGUGUACAAGAAACACCCCCACUUUGCCCGACGCCUCCACAAGACCGUGCGGAAGCUGCUGCCAGACUGCGAGAUCCGCUUCAUCCGCUCCGAGGACGGCAGCGGCAAAGGGGCGGCCAUGGUGACAGCCGUGGCCUACAGGCUGGCUGCACAGCACCAGGCCCGCCAGAAGAUCCUGGAGCCCCUCAAGCUGAGCCACGAGCAGCUGCUGGAGGUGAAGGAAAGGAUGAGGAUAGAGAUGGAGAAGGGGCUGGGCAAGGAGACGCACGAGGAGGCGACGGUGAAAAUGCUGCCCACCUACGUGUGCUCCACUCCUGAUGGAACAGAAAAGGGAGAUUUCCUCGCCCUGGACCUGGGAGGAACCAACUUCCGCGUGCUGCUGGUGCGCGUCAGGAACGGCAUGCGGCGCGGCGUGGAGAUGCACAACAAGAUCUACUCCAUCCCCGUGGAGAUCAUGCAGGGCACGGGAGAGGAGCUCUUUGACCACAUUGUCCACUGCAUCUCUGACUUCCUGGAGUACAUGGGGAUGAAGGGCGUGUCGCUCCCGCUGGGAUUCACCUUCUCCUUCCCCUGCCAGCAGAACAACCUGGACGAGGGAAUUCUCCUGAAGUGGACAAAAGGUUUCAAGGCGACGGGCUGCGAGGGAGAGGACGUGGUGGGGCUGCUGAAGGAGGCCAUUCACAGGAGAGAGGAAUUCGACCUGGACGUGGUGGCAGUGGUCAAUGACACCGUUGGCACCAUGAUGACCUGUGGCUAUGAGGAUCCCUACUGUGAAGUUGGGCUGAUUGUUGGCACGGGCAGCAACGCCUGCUACAUGGAGGAGAUGAGGAACGUGGAGCUGGUGGAGGGGGACGAGGGCAGGAUGUGUGUCAACAUGGAGUGGGGGGCCUUCGGGGACAGCGGCUGCCUGGAUGACAUCCGGACGGAGUUCGACGUGGCGGUGGAUGAGCUGUCCCUCAACCCUGGCAAGCAGAGAUUUGAGAAGAUGAUCAGUGGGAUGUACCUGGGGGAGAUCGUCCGCAACAUCCUGAUGGACUUCACCAAGAAAGGGCUGCUCUUCCGGGGACGGAUCUCGGAGAGGCUGAAGACCAGAGGGAUCUUUGAGACCAAGUUCCUGUCCCAGAUAGAGAGCGACUGCCUGGCCCUGCUGCAGGUGCGCUCCAUCCUGCAGCACCUGGGCCUGGAGUCCACGUGCGACGACAGCAUCAUCGUCAAGGAGGUGUGCGCGGUGGUGGCGCGGCGCGCGGCCCAGCUCUGCGGCGCCGGCAUGGCCGCCGUGGUGGACAAGAUCCGCGAGAACCGCGGCCUGGACUUCCUCAAGAUCACCGUCGGCGUGGACGGCACGCUCUACAAGCUGCACCCUCACUUCUCCACGGUGCUGCAGGACACAGUGAGGGAGCUGUCCCCCAAGUGUGAAGUGACCUUCCUGCAGUCGGAGGACGGCAGCGGCAAGGGCGCCGCGCUGAUCACGGCCGUGGCCUGCCGCAUCCGCGAGGCCGGCCAGCGGUAGAGGGAAGCAGCUUUGCCCAGGAGCUUGGCUUCAGCAGAAGAAGGACGUUUCCUCACCCAGCCCCUCCCUCCCUCUCUGCACACACUCACACACCCCCUCCCCUCCGAGCAGACUCGUAGCUUUACUCGUCCUCCGAGGCACCACGGCGGGACCAGAGACGCCGUGGGCUCUGUACCAAGUGUUGUCGUAGGAGUUUCCUUGCAUGCCAUAAAACCAGCUGUCGAGUAAAGCUCACAGUGUCUUUUGGCUUCUCCCUGCAUUUCCAGGUGGAGCUGGAGCUGUCCCACCUCCGUCACACCCCCGACCACUGGCCCUCCCCUAGCAGCAGUAGGGAUAACACUCGGAUAAUUCAGACACUGCAUCGUCACUUUAACAGAACCUAUUUGUGUGUGUCGGAGCCGUAGCUGUCCGUGCUGUAGAAGCAAACCUCUAAGAUUGGGCUAAAGACCUCCACUAGGCUUUUACCCUGAUCAAGGCUGUAUUAUUUCCAUGAAAGUCAUGGUAGCUCUUCGAGCACAGGGUGCAGAGUUGCACGGGCUGCGCUGGAGGUGCCACGUGCCUCCCUUGGUGAGCAAAGCUGGAGGAGGCUGCAGGAGCCCCUGAGCAGCCCCAGCAGAGCACGUGCCUGGAAAUAAUUGGGGACUCAGGGUCUGAUCCCAUUUCCUGCCCUCUCAGCCCCACCCUGUAGGACCGUGGCGUGUGUAGGGUCGUGUUUCACCCCGGGCACCACCACCACCCCUUCCCUGGUGCAUGUGUGGGCUCCAGGAGCCUCUGCCACGGGGCUCUGCCCCCCUGCCCAGCCCCAAACCCUCGCCGUGUCUGCCCUCGGCGUGGAGAGUCUGGUUUGCUUUGUGUCUGUGAAAUAGUUCUGCGGCCGCAGCCUUUAGGUGGCACCUGGAUUUAUACACUGUAUAUUUAUGUUUUAAGAGAUCUGAUGUCUUUUUAUGUACAUAGUCUCGGGGGGGGGGAUUGUGUCACUUAGUUUUAACCUUUUCAUGUUGUUGAAGAAGAGUACAGAGUAAUUAUUUUCUUUUUUUUUCUGUCAUGUAAUUUUUUUUUUUUAAUUUAAAAUUUUCUUGGGGUAGACUGGAGAAAGAGACCCAAAUACCUGAGGACUGUUGUACAAGAGGUUUGGGCAUUCUGACUUUAUCACCAGGACAAAAGGGAAAGCAGAAAGCCAGGGUGUGCAGGAGCAGCAGGGCCCUGUGGUGAUGCUGUGGGCUUCAGGCUGGGUUUAACCUUAGGACAGGUUUUGUUUUGUCCCCAGCUGUGCCCUGGAAGGUCACAACCAUGGGGACAUGACACAACCCAGGGCCCUGCAGGUCCCCUGUGCCCUCAGCAUCACCUGUGUGCCAUGGCCCAGUGCAGGGAUCCAUUUUUUGCCAACAGAAAACUCUGGAUGAACUAAAAGCUGCAGGUCUCUGCCUCGGUGAGAGGAGGCAGACAGAGGGUGGGGGGGUUUUCUGUAAAUAUUUAGCAGAAGUUAAUGAAAUUUCAGUGAUGUACAAAAAAAAAAUAUAACUAAUAAACCCCACAAACAGCCCUUCAGAUUGGAGGAUAGAGCUUUUGUCUAUUUUUAUGUAUAUUUUUAUACUGCUUGGGGUAACCUCAUUACCAAAAGUCUCUCUUCUGUGUUGGGGGUCAAGUUCAGUAGCACAAUUUUAAAGGAAAAUUACUCUUUUGGGCAUUUUAAAUGCUUAUUUUUUUAUAAGCCUCAAGACAAUGAUAACAAAUAAAACCUGUGUAUAGAAAUGAUGUAAGAAACCAAGUUUAGUGGAAGUUUUAGAAGCUGUCAAAUAAAUCUUUGAAGGAUGAUACAGAAAUCCUCUAAUCUGGUACCAAGCAGUUUUGUGUGAUUUUUUUUUUCCUCAGAAAACCAGCAUUUUGCCUACUGAAAAAAUGAAAACAGAAAUCUUUUUAGCUGCUGCACUGUGCAGAGUUGCAUUAGUGGCUGUUUUUACUCUUAGCCAGCUGUGCCCCUUCUGAAAUCCGUAGCGUUUUCAUCUGUCAGUGAGUGAAAUUUUACACAACAGCAGUUCUGGGGGCAGAAGGGGAAGGAUGGGGAGCUGAGCAGCAGGGAAAUGAGAGGGUGAGAGGGAAAUUGGAGAUACCUGGCAGGGAGCAGGGUCACCAGAGUCCCCUCACCUGCCUGGGGUGAAGGAGGGGCUGCAGCUCCACAGGGCUGGGGAGGAUCCAUCACCCUUGGGGGUGGUGGUGGAGGAUUUUUUGGCUGGGCUUGGUCAGAGGGAUCUCCCCCAAGGCUCCCCUAAUGCAGGAAAGCUUUUGGUUAGACUCAGGAUCAAGCAGGGCCUGGGAUGUUCCCAGUUCAGAGCGCUGCAGGACAGCUGUGGGUGCAGGGCCAGGGGUUUGGGGAGCCCCUGGAGGGUUUGGGGAGCCCCUGGAGGGGUUUUGUGCUCCCUGGGCUCCCCAGGUGACCAGCCCUGCAGGUUUUGGGUGUCCAGCCCAGCUGGGAGCAGAUCCUCACGCCAUAAACGUCACCAUGGGAAGUUCUGUGAAUGUGUUUAAAAUGAAGAAGGGAAGAUUAAAUCCUAAUUACUGAUAUGAAGGGAAGAUAAAUGAUUAUCUGUGGGGACAGACAGACAGACUGCUCAGGCUGAUUUGUCUUUCCUGCAGCAAGAAGUGCUGCUUUGUGGGUUUAGGAUGGUUUUGUUUUGCUUGGUUGUUCCCAUCUGGAUGCAUUUUCUUUGCUGUCCUGGGGUGCUGGAAUGUUCUCUGGCCAUGCAGGGAGCAGAGUCUCUGCCCUUCCCUCCCUGGCAAAUCUCUCUUUCCUUGAUACUUUGGACAGGAUUUUAUGGGGCUUUUAAAAUAUAUGUAGAUCUAUAUGAACACAAUCAGCAAAUUACUGAGACUGGCAAGCAGAAUUUGCCUCUUCCCUUCCUGGAGUCCAAGGCUGGCAGGGAGAAGCUCGUGCUCAGUGGCCCCAGGGUAUCAGUGGGGCACAGAUCUCUGGCCUGGCAGCAGCUCAGGUGCAGUUUGACCCGAGAUAACUCCCUGCCUGCUCUCCCUUAUCAGGCAAUCCAAACCCAUCUGGCUGUCAGAGAGAUAAGGGGGUGAAAGGUCCAAGUGCAAGGCAGAGGUGCAAAACUGGCAAAAUGCAGCGUGCAGGGCUGGGAGGUACAAGGUAACAACAAAGCCUCACCCCAGGCCCCUCCAGACAAGGAAAAUGCUUUGGGCUGAUCAUCUGCUUGCUCUGGCACAAAAAUGGGCACUGAAGGCAAAAAGAGGCAAUUCCUGUUCUCAAGGAAAAUUUUUUUCUCUUGUGACAUCCCUGACCAGUGUGGAAUCUUUCUGGCCUGAAGCAAAGAAAAUGCAUCUCAGAGUGGGCAGGGGAGUGCUAAAGCCAAAGACUGUGUGGCUGCUGGCAGAAACCAGUGCUGUAGAUUCACCUGAUGUUGUUCUCUCGUGUUUACAAUAUUUAUUUUUAGCAAUUGACUGCAAUGAUUAUUAUAUAUAGGCCUCCUUAUUUUUGUACUUUUCAUACCGUUCUCCUGAGUGUGGUGUUGUACUGCUCAGCUCCCCUCGGCCACCACUGCUGCUCCUCAGUGACAAUAAACCAGAGAAAAACAACCACCAGCCA